Molecule: messenger RNA, 496 nt
Organism: Spirometra erinaceieuropaei
Lineage: Eukaryota; Metazoa; Platyhelminthes; Cestoda; Diphyllobothriidea; Diphyllobothriidae
Source: the annotation of a GenBank genome assembly
AUGGCAGCCUACGCCUCCGUAGAUGCGAUCACUGACGGUAGCCUCAGUCCUCUGCUUCAAUAUAUAAUCGUCCUCGAGCAGCGUUCGUGCAUGGUACAGCAUGCAAUCUCCGGUGGUACUUUUCUGUCUCCUUGGACUGACUGUUUUAGCGGCUUCCCUUCAGCCGCAAGACGCAACACACCUCGAUCAGCUGGUGGACGAGGUGAGCAGCGUGACGGCGGAGGAGGAGGAACGCGAGCUGCACGAGGACGAAGUCCUGGUCCCAGCUCGGAUUUCACUGAGACCAGUUGUGCGGGGCGUAAUACGUGCCGUCCAACGCCAUGGCCCGAGGCUUGUUCGUGGUGCUAGGCGCGCCAUCGCAGCCGGUGCGCGAAAGGCCGGAGAGGUUGGUCGGAAGGUCUGGGCGGGUGCCAAAAGGGCCGGCAGAGCCGUGUGGCGCCAAGUCAGCAUCCCGCUGGAAUGGCCAAAGAAGAAGGACAAGAAGAAGAGGAGAUGA